This is a messenger RNA of Nezara viridula (southern green stink bug), 681 nucleotides long. Lineage: Eukaryota; Metazoa; Arthropoda; Insecta; Hemiptera; Pentatomidae. The record is from the annotation of a GenBank genome assembly.
AUGGAGGAACAACAAGAAAAUCCAAUUCAAGGGGCAUUAAAAGAUAUGGGGAAGAGUAUACUGAUGAAGCAUUCUUUAGUGCAAACAUUGGAAGUAGAGUACAAAAAUAUUUGCAAAAAAACUGAAACCAAUUUAAAAGAGUUGGAAGAAUUGACAACAAAUAUUUAUAACUUAGAAGGUUAUUUAAAUGCUUCCAACUGCAGGCUGGAGAAAUAUUGCGAAAAAGAAGUGGAGUGGAAAAAGGAAAAUCUUUCUUUAAAACAAAAUGUUGAUGAUGUUAAGAAAUCAUUGGAUGAAGCUAAAAAAAUAGCUCACUCUGAUGACAUAUCAUUUGAUCAGAACGUCAUUAAACUAGUGCAGGGGCUACAGAAAGAAAGAAGCUUACAUGAUUCAAAUACAACUAAGGAGUCAUUGAAUAACCUGGAAAUGAUGGAUAAAGCACUUACUCAAGAGGCAUUAGUUGUUAAAAAUAUGAUAAAGGAACAUAAUAGAAAAUAUCCUUUUAAAGAAUCAGAAGAAGUUUCAUUUAUUUUGAAAAACACUGAUUUAUGCGAUUCAGUCAAUUUGGAAAUAAACAAAAUGUUGAAGAGAAAAAACGAGUUUUUAAAGAGGCUUGAUGAAUUGAAAGAUAAAGUUAGACAAUUAGAAGAAGAAAUACAAAUAUUAAACAAAAGAGCAUAG